Messenger RNA from Linum trigynum, 6793 nucleotides. The record is from the annotation of a GenBank genome assembly. Lineage: Eukaryota; Viridiplantae; Streptophyta; Magnoliopsida; Malpighiales; Linaceae.
UCUAUUACACAUGCUAAUUAAUUAAGCAGCUUUCGUCUUGUGCCAAUGAUGCAUGGCAACAUAGUCAAAUCGCAUCUCCUCCCACUUUAAUUGGAUUGAAGACCAUAUUACACGACUAACUCAAAUGUACAUAUUACGAAAGAUUUUACGAAAACCUGCAGUAUCAAUCCAUUAUAGAGAUGAUUAAGCACCUUUUUUUUUUUCAUUUGUGUACUUUUUAAGCUAGGUCUAGGGUUUCGAUUGUUGUGUUGGAUCAAUUUAUUAUUGGUACCCAAACUCUCCAGCUUUUAUUGAAGAGGACGUCACCCAUCAACCCUAUGAUUAUUGACUUUUAACUCCUUUCCAUACAAUAUUGAUGGCAACAUCCUAACCCACACUACCACCCCCUACAUUAGUACAUAGUUAAUUAACCUCUUCUAGAUUACUAUCUUCUUUCAAGUUUGCAUGAUUUAGUUAUGCAUGAAAGUUAAAAGAGUAACAAUCAAGUUAGCCAAAAUAGUGUGAGAGGUUUUACUUACAAAAGCUUGAUAAGUCCCUUUUAGGUACCUGCAUUUGGUGAAAAAGAACGUAGCUACUAGUUAGGGAGGUUGGACUUGCGACGCUGGUAGAUUGAUAACAGUUUCGAAUCACAAAAUUUCGAGUAGAUGGUUAAAAAUAAAUAACCGUGUGUUCAUCAUCUGAUUACGUAAAAUGCCUGCCCCGUCAUUCAACUAGGUAAUUAGUAAGGUUAUGAAUUCCAGCUUGUGUUCACCAUGAUUAUAUACAAAAUGCACAUUCGUUCUUCUUUCCUUGUGUUAUAAAAACAAGGGACAAGAAGCGAUUAGCUUUGGGCCUCACAUCACAAUGAAACAAAGAUACGUUCCAUAAUAUGAAGUUUAAUGGGCCAUUCCAUAUUCCAAAUUAUUGGGCUCGAGUUACCAAAUGGAGUUGCUUUUCAGCCCACCUAAUUUUCGCUUGGACUAGCCAGCCCAAUAUAAGCGCUCGCCGGUUUUAUAGCCCAUAUAUGGCCUCCUCUCACAAAGUCACAACUUACAACACUCCCUUGUUCAUUUUGGUUUCCUCGGCAAAAGUACAUCACAAAAUUAGAUUAAAAAAUGGAAAUAAAAAUUAUAGUGAAGUUUUAUAUGCACAUAUUUUCAGAGUCAAUAUUGUUAGUAAUUUGUUAUAGUGAUUUUUCAAGUUAUCGUGAUUUGGAGAAAAUGGUCGAAUGUUUAUGAUAAAUGAAUCAGUGGCGUACUCAAAAUUAUUGAAUAGGUGUGUCGGCUUAUAAAAUAAUAUAUUAAAUAAAAAUAAUUCAUAAUAAAAUUUACAAUAUAGUUUACAACAAAUCACUACGACUUUUCAUAUAUUGAAAGGUUCGUAAAAUAUAUUUAUCGUCCAUGUUGCAAAUCAAAGAUUUUCUUGGUAUAUACAACUAAAAAAUCAUUCAUAAAUUGGUAAUUUAAUCAAUUUUGGAGAUUGUUCUUGAUUAAUUUCAUAGCUGAAAAGGCAUUUGGAAACUUGUAGUUGCAAUAGAUAAAGUCAACACUAACUUCAGAACCAAGUAAACUAAAAGACAACAUGUAUUUAUUUGUUCUAUUAACUACAUAACAACAAAUUUCUUGUAGAAUAAUAAAGGUGUGUCGCUUACAAUUAUAUUAGGUGUGUCGGAAGUCCCGAUUUUCAAUUUUUUGUACCGUCGAAAGCAGAGUUUCUCACAAAAAAAUUCUACCUAAGGUGUGUCGGGUGACACACCUUGCUCUAACUUGGGUCCGCCCCUGCAAAUGAUCAACAUGAUGAUACACUUGUUGCAACAUUGACUAUACCAUUGCAUAGAAAAAUAACCAUCUAUCCAUCUAAUAGGAUGUUCGGCUGGUGUCAUUAUCUUAUCAGUGUUGAAACAAAAUUCUAUCAUUGGAAAAGUUUCAAUUUCUCAACGAUACUUCAUCGUUACAAAGAAAACUAAUGGACGACCAAGACAAGAAAAUAAUCGACCGGUUCUUCAUUACCUUAUCAGUAUUAGAACAAGAUUUCAUUUGUUACCAUUUAACCCGAGUUAAUAUCAACAUAAACCUCUACAAAUAACCAUCUGUUUAUUAAUUUAUCACUCUAUACCAUGUGACCCAAACCACCUCUCGUACGAGAAGAAAGACAAGAGAGAGGAAAAAAAUCACUAGCAUUAUUAACACAUCUUAACUAUCAAAAAGAAAGCAAAAGGAUGACUCGUUCAUCUGCAAGCAAAACAAGGAAAAGCAUAUCCAAACCGAUUUGUCGUGCUGAGUGUCAUUACCUUAUCAGUGUUGAAACAAUAUUCUAUCACUGGAAAGGUUUCAAUUUCUCAACGAUACUCCAUUGUUACAAAGAAAACUAAUGGACGACCAAAACAAAAAAAAUAAUUGACCAGUUCUUCAUUACUUUAUCAAUAUUAGAACAAGAUUUCAUUUGUUACCAUUUGACCCGAGUUAAUAUCAACAUAAACCUCUACAAAUAACCAUCUAUCUAUUAAUUUAUCACUCUAUACCAUGUGACCCAAACCACCUCUCGUACGAGAAGAAAGACAAGAGAGAGGGAAAAAAAAUCACUAGCAUUAUUAACACAUCUUAACUAUCAAAAAGAAAGCAAAAGGAUGACUCGUUCAUCUGCAAGCAAAACCAGGAAAAGCAUAUCCAAACCGAUUUGUCGUGCUGAGUGUAGAUAAUUUGUUUUGUCUAUAGUUAUUAGUUCGUAUAAUUCAUAUUUCUUAAAUAUGAGUCGUCCUUGAAUGACUCCUUUAAUUAUAUGAUACAAAUUGUUAUCUUAAGAAGCUUAAUCCAUGAGAUACCUCUAGUUGAUAAAUGGAAGAAAAAAACAUCAUCCAAAGACAAGUAUAGUUCUCCUAAGAAAAGUGAAUUUCCUUCCUAAAAUUCAAUGAAAAGUAUUGUUUUUAACUCCCAAUCAUACUCUCGAAAUGUUUGACAAAUUGUUAUUUCUUACCAGGCAGUUCUUCCUUGUUUUGUUUGUUUUCUUGUUUUUGUCAAUAUCGCGCCUUGUACCCACCACUACCGAACCCUCUUCUUUUAACAAAUUACACACUUUAACGUUUUCAGGUAGAUGAGAAGGUCUUUCUGGUUGGUCAGCACAAUAAAUUUGCUCGUUUCCAUGGCCGACGUCCCUUCUCUCCAAUCCACAAUACCCAUCAUUCUGGUUUAGGCACGUUGCAAACCUUAUAGCAGUUCAUUUCUUCACCAUCCAAUUCUCCUCCCAACUACCCAUUUCACCGGCAGCGGAAAAAAAAGCCUCCAGAACCCUCCCGCUUGCAUGGCGCCGACCAGGAUUUUCGCCGGGCUGUUCCUUCUCCUCGCCAUCUACUGCGCCCUCGAUCCAUUCGAGCACAGCGCAAUCUCCGAGUUCCCUGAUUUCGUGUCCCACCCUGUUGAGAUGCCGCCGUGGUCGCUGGUUCCCACCGAGAAAGACGAGCUCAACUCGCUGCAGAAGUCGGAAAUCAAGUUCCUGGGUCAGAUUCAAGGCCCCGAGAGCUUGACCUUCGACCCUCUUGGCCGUGGGCCUUAUACUGGUAUCGCGGAUGGCAGAGUCGUGUUCUGGAAUGGCGAGAAAUUCGUUGAUUUUGCUUACACUUCCAGCAAUAGGUCAGCAAUAUGUGACCCUAAGCCUUCCCCUUUGGGCUACUUGAAGAAUGAGCACAUCUGUGGCAGGCCAUUGGGGAUCCGAUUCGAUAAGAAGACGGGUGAUUUGUACAUUGCAGAUGCGUAUUUCGGGCUGAUGAAGGUUGGCCCUGAAGGUGGAGUAGCAACAUCAAUUGCUACUGAGGCAGAAGGAGUUCCAUUCAGGUUUACUAAUGAUCUAGAUAUUGACCAAGAUGGCAACAUUUACUUCACUGAUAGCAGUACUAAGUACCAGAGAAGGAACUUCAUGCAGCUGGUUUUCUCAGCAGAAAACAGUGGGAGGGUUCUAAAAUACGAUCCCAUCACGAAGAAGGCCUCAGUCCUUUUGAAAAACCUUCAAUUCCCAAAUGGGGUGUCUCUAAGCAAAGAUGGCUCCUUCUUUGUCUUCUGCGAAGGAUCUCUCGGCGUAUUGCACAGGUACUGGCUUAAAGGCGAGAAAGCCGGCACAUUUGAGGUACUAGCAGUUUUGCCUGGAUUUCCAGACAACGUCAGGACUAACAAAGAUGGCGACUUUUGGGUUGCCAUCCACUGCCGAAGAUCCUACUACACUUACCUAUGCGCCAAGUUCCCAACUUUGAGGACAUUCCUGCUGAAGCUCCCGAUUUCAGCCAAGAUUCAGUUCCUGCUUCACAUUGGGGGCAGACCACAUGCCUUGGUCGCCAAGUAUAGCCCAGAAGGUAAGCUGCUGCAGAUAUUGGAGGACCGUCAGGGGAAAGUGAUGAAAGCGGUUAGCGAAGUGGAGGAGCGAGACGGGAAGCUGUGGAUCGGAAGCGUGUUGAUGCCUUUCGUCGGUGUUUAUAGCUUGGAGUAAGUAGUAAGAUAGAGAGAGGGAGAGCUAAAGGGUAUACCUUUGUUGUAUACAGAGGUAAUAAGGUGGUUGUUUGUUCAUCCCCACAUAGGAAGAAAUAAUGUGUUUGGAACUGAGUUUCUUUUGUUGCCCACAUACUUGGAAGGGAGAAACGAAAUGUUUUUUUUUUUUGCUAGGUUAUCCCCCUCUGUUGUUGUGCUUGUGUACUGCUGAGUUCUUCUCCUUUUUACAGGCAACUUAGCCAUUGAAAAGCAAAACUGCACUUGUUGCUUCUUCCUGAAUCAACUGUGAUAAUUGGUUAAUGGAGCUGAGUUUAUUAUGGUUAUGAACUUGCGGUGAAGCAUCUUGUACAUCUAAACGAGUCGUUGUGGCAAAAUAUCAUGUUUGGAAAACUCAUAUUAUGUAUGGGAAGUAAAAGAUGAACUUGUUGUGAAACAUUAUGACCAUCAAAACGAGUUUUUGUAACAAAAUGUUAUAUUUGAAAAAGUAAAACAAUGAGAUGUGGCAAUUAAACGCGCUUCACAUUGUCGUAGUUGAGGUCUAUAUUUUUUAAAAUGUCUUGCUUUUUCAAACAUAAAUAUUUUGAUUUAACAAACACAUCUUCUAUACUACGAUUUUUAGCAAACAGGUCACUAUACUUUAUCAUUUACUUAUUUUGAUUCUCUUGGUACAAAAAUGAAACACAUCUUUUGUACUACGAUUUUUAGCAAACGGGUCACUAUACUUUAUCAUUUACUUUAUUUUGAUUAUCUUUGUACAAAAAAAUUCAUUUGAAGAAUCCAAAUGACCAAUGACUUAUCGUAUGGAAAUGACAAUUACUAUAUUUGAAAGUCAAAUUGAAAAGCGAAUAUUUUUAACAUACCAACAAGAUAUUGUGUACAUCUACGGCGCGAUUAUUACUAAGCAUGGUCGAUUCUAACGAUAACUAGUUCAAAUUUAUAUAAGUAAAAUAAAGAUGAAUAACAUAGUGUAAAAGGCAUAAAUUGAAAAAAGAAAACCUCUAGCAUUGCCAUUUCCUGUGCACCAAGGCACCUUUCACUAUACAUCAUGACUCAUGAACAUUGUUUCGACUGGGAUGGGGCUCGGGUGUGGGAGUGUGCAUGGUGUCCCUCUUUGAUUUCCAAUGAAAUCUUUGUGCCUUAUUUGCAUUUCAACCGUGGUUUGCCUUCUGGUUAGUUAUUCUCUUCUUCCCCCGCACACGCAUUGAUCGCACGGUGACCAGAGAGGAAGAAACUGCUAUUUUGGUGUUCUCUUUUUUGCUUGACAGGACCAUUGAUUGGAGGGGCUGGAGAUUACCUAUGGGAGCAGUUGAGGUCAUUAUUGCGCCUACCUGUUAGAGAGAGGAAAGCUGAGUAGAGUGAGCCUCGGUCAAUUUUAAUGUGCGCCUGAAACUAGAACGAGUUUACUGUGCCGGGCUGGUGGGUUGGCUCAGUACCUCUGCCAUUUGCAGAAAUCUCAUGGUCAUGGAGAUCUAGAUGAGACUCCCUUUGGUAAGAUGUUGUUUGAAUGUUGUUGAUUUGUUCGGUUCCAAUACUUUUAUACGCCAGAUGUAAUUUCUAUUCUGUUUGAUAGAUCGCAGGUUACUGAUUUGUUCUCUUCUCUUCCAUCUGCCGCUUGGAGUGGAAGUCUAGGUUGGCAGUUGGAUUUGUGGAGUUCAAAGAGCAGAUUGGAGAGGAGGUAGUUCCGUGGAUUUUAAGCAAAAAUGUAGCAAUAAUAUGAGGGGAUUGCUCGGCUGCUAUUCACGAUCUGCUACUGGGUUCGUCAAUGAAUUUGAGGGACACAGAGGUAUCCAAGAAAAAAAAAAUCUGCAGAUUUACGUUUAGGCCUAAGCUAAAUGUUCUAUCUGUUAAGUGUUCUCUGUAUAUUUGCGUGUGCUCUUCUUCUUUUCUUUCAUUAGUUUCAUCUUUUUUGGUGUGAGGUACCAACGCUAUCUAUUACAAAAGCGAGUAGACAUGGGUGGUCAAUGGUGCCUAUUCCCGGAACUGGUCACUGUCAUUUCCGUUAAAUGUACUUACUGUACCAGUACUUUGAAUUAUGCAAUUCAACUGGUUUGUUCCUGCUGUUCUUGCCAUGUUCAUUCAAGUCUUAUAAAUCAUGAAUUGAAAAUGAAAUGAUGAAUGGCUACAUCUCGGUCGUAAUUAUGCUGGCAAUAUAAUUCGGUGGAUCUAGCAACAAGCAAGCUGGGUUGUUAAUAAAUUAUUUGUGAGCUUUUAAAAACAUGAGAUUAGCAACAAAUGAGUUUGUUCAUGUGCGUUUGGAAUAUUAGUUAUUUUGCAAAAUAUAAAUAUUAGUACAAAUUUAGAAAGUUCCAGUCGUGAUUGUUGAAUGAAACUUGAGCUUCAAU